CUAAGGAGGAAGUACAACAAUCUGCUUUGCAACUCCUGAAAUUUUCCGCUGAAGCGUAUUGAGAAUGUUUUCUGCCGCUGUCGGAUGGUUCUUCCUUUUCAAAUGUAAACAAUAGCUGUAUAUUUUGAAGAUAAUUUGAUACAGCUUCUCACUGUUUCACGUUUAUAUACUUGAACAGAUGAGUAUGUGACUGAGAAACGAAUCACACAGUUCAACAUUUCUGACUGGGUGUGUGUAGGUAUUACAAAACCGAUCACAAAGCAGAUCAUCACCGAACAACUCUGAACAAGCUAUAACAAGAACAACCUGUCUUCUGAACGCCCAAAAUGGUUUCUGGAGUUGUACGUGUUGUCCUGUUCUCGAUCCUUGGUCUAGGAGGAUUUCUGACGCUGUUUGUAAUGUACUAUCAAUCAGCUCCAUCUCAGAUCUGCCCUCCCCAACCUGCUUUGCCACGUCAUUACUCAAAGCCACCUGAGAACAGCUCCUUGUCUAAGAAGCAGCCAGAACCAGACAAGCCCAUCAUGCUGUUGUGGUUCUGGCCUGAAAACCGCAGGUUUGAUUUUAGCGAUUGCACCACUUUCUUCAACAUUGAUGGCUGCCAACUGACAGAUGACCGGUCUCUGUACAACAAGGCAGACGGGGUGCUCAUCUUUCACAAAUCCAUCAAACAUGAUUUAUCCAACUUGCCUCCAUCACCUCGACCACCAUUCCAGAAGUGGAUCUGGUACCAUGUGGAAUCACCUACAAACACAAUUAGGAUACCUGGUCUAGAGAACCUUUUCAACUUGACCUUGAGUUAUAGGGAAGACGCAGACAUCCCUGUACGUUGGCGCUUAACUGCAAGGAAAGGCCUGGGUGAGGACUUUGUGCUGCCCAGGAAGGAUAAAUUAGUUUGCUGGAUUGUGAGUAACAAUAACCCUGAAACUGGAACAGCAGUAAGGGAUAACUAUUACAGAGAACUUGUCAAACAUAUUAAGGUGGAUCUCUUUGGAAAAGCCUUUGCAAGAUUCUUGAGAUAUGAGGACUACUACUCAACACUCUCCAGCUGUAAGUUCUACCUCUCCUUUGAGAACUCAGUCCACAGAGACUACAUCACUGAGAAGCUAAACGGACCACUUGCGGCAGGAACUGUGCCAGUAGUAUUGGGCCCCCCGAGACAGAACUAUGAGGACUUUGUCCCGGGAGAUUCCUUCAUCCAUGUUAAUGACUUUCCCAAUGCAAAAGCCCUGGCUGAAUUCCUGCUGAAGUUGGACAAGGAUGAUGAGGCAUAUCUGCGCUACUUUCAGUGGCAUGAACACUUUUCUGCUCAGCGACAUCUGGUUCAACUGAGUCAAGAGUUCAUCCAAGCUAUUUGUUAUGCCUGUGACCAUGUAGGAAAACAUAAGGAGUACAGGGUUGUUCACGAUAUUUACAAAUGGUAUUUGGUUUAAUUAGUCUCUUCUGAUUAGCUAUUACCAUCACUGGUGUACCCCCUCCCCUCCCCCAGAUAGAAUAUGAACAGGUCAUUAACCACGACUAAAAAUGUUUAGAAUUACAGGAAAUUAGCUGUAAAACGGCAAAGUUCUCACUCAGCCUUAUGGCAAAGUGUGUAGAAUAGCAUAAAAUGUGCUUGAAAAAUGUACAAUUCUCUCUAAACAUAUAAAACUCUCUAGCAUGAGAUUACCUAUACAACUUCACAUGUUUUUGCGAAACUGCGGUAGGCCACUGAUAAACAUCAUAUUGUCUAUAUGCUCUAUUUCUUUAGGAAAUAUUUUUGGAGAAUGUACUACUCUGCUGUACAGACCCAAGUGCACUCAACCUCAUUACGAUACAUUGAGUUUCAUUGUAGGUCUAUUUGGCGGGGAAACAGUGAAGCCAGCUGUAGCCUAUUUCCUGUUUCUGUUCAUUAGUCUUUUUUUAAGUAAAGUGAAACAAUGCUAUGUCUAUUUAUUGCUUUUCAUUAAAUCGUGUAGCUGUUA
This is a messenger RNA of Salmo salar (Atlantic salmon), 1958 nucleotides long. RefSeq names its product 4-galactosyl-N-acetylglucosaminide 3-alpha-L-fucosyltransferase 9. Gene Ontology annotation, cellular component: membrane. Gene Ontology annotation, molecular function: alpha-(1->3)-fucosyltransferase activity. The record is from RefSeq and is a predicted model, not a curated record. NCBI's taxonomy places the organism in Eukaryota, Metazoa, Chordata, Actinopteri, Salmoniformes, Salmonidae.